GCAAUGCCUGCUCAGUCGCUCCCUCCCUUCCUCAUCAUCUCCUUAGGUGUCGCAGGCAUCGGAUUCUGCCAAGCAGGUGUCAACUGGUUGUUCAAGGCUAACAAGGUUCUCCCUCUUCUGCCAUUCUUCCAUGUUUCUAUUUUCUAUGUGCUAUCAAUCGAGAUUUUCAACUGACGUCUAUUGAUGUGCCUUUGGUAUGAUGCCGCUACUGUUUUGUUCUUGUUUAUGAUGUGAUCCUUUAAGAACUUAUCUUUGUUAAUUGGCCAUUUCAUGUCUAACUUGAUUGGUUUGAUAGCCCAACGAAGGGCCCAUCCCUUUCCGUGUUUAUCACGGUAUGGAUAUGUGGGAUCAUCACAUGGAAAAUCGUGACACGCGCCUGCUAAAACAACACUUGACACCAAAAGAAACUAAGGCAGCAUGGUGGGAUAUGCAGAAGACUACUUAAUUCUCGAUGCGAAGAGAAUCUGUUGUUGAUUAGGAUGUUAACUUGUCGGUCUAAUGCAAAGUUUCGAAUGAAGACCACUCUCUUUUCA
Messenger RNA from Guillardia theta CCMP2712, 533 nucleotides. RefSeq lists its product as hypothetical. The record is from RefSeq and is a predicted model, not a curated record. Bases 4 to 174 code for a protein of 56 amino acids. Lineage: Eukaryota; Cryptophyceae; Pyrenomonadales; Geminigeraceae. The transcript has a single exon.